Molecule: messenger RNA, 219 nt
Organism: Fulvia fulva
Lineage: Eukaryota; Fungi; Ascomycota; Dothideomycetes; Mycosphaerellales; Mycosphaerellaceae
Exons: 1
Coding region: 1-219 (72 amino acids)
Source: RefSeq, a predicted model, not a curated record
AUGCCCAGCGACAAAGUGUCGACCAAGACCCCACCCUCCAAAGGCGGUGGAGGUGGAGGAGGGCCAUAUGGCAACGGACCCGGCCCUUCGGGUGACCCUCGACCACAAAUGCCUUGGUGCGACUGCGGUUGUGGAGGCGAUCCGGUCCUCAAGGCCCAAAUCGCUGCUGAGCGCGGUUCCCGAGGAGCUACUCAGUUCUCACACAUUGGACAGGAGUAG